Messenger RNA from Pseudophryne corroboree (corroboree frog), 577 nucleotides. RefSeq names its product putative aldo-keto reductase family 1 member C8. Gene Ontology annotation, molecular function: ketosteroid monooxygenase activity; steroid dehydrogenase activity; aldose reductase (NADPH) activity. The coding region runs from base 62 to 577 and encodes 171 amino acids. The transcript has 5 exons. Gene Ontology annotation, cellular component: cytosol. Gene Ontology annotation, biological process: steroid metabolic process. Lineage: Eukaryota; Metazoa; Chordata; Amphibia; Anura; Myobatrachidae. The record is from RefSeq and is a predicted model, not a curated record.
AUUCAAUGAAGAGGCGAGCAGUGAGCAGUGUAUGGUCUAAGCUGCAAAGAUACAACCCGUCAUGGCUCUCACACAGAACUCCCGUGUUCUAUUAAAUGACGGACAUAAAAUGCCCAUGCUUGGAUUUGGCACCUAUGCCCCAGAGACGUAUACCAAGGAACAGGGUUGCGACAGCAUAAAGCUCGCCAUCGACGUUGGAUAUCGUCACAUUGAUGGCGCGUUUAUAUACGGCAAUGAGGUGGAGGUUGGCAAGGCCAUCAGAGAGAAGAUUGCGGAUGGGACAGUGAAGAGAGGGGACAUCUUCUAUACUGGGAAGCUUUGGAGUAGUAGUCAUGCCCCAGACCGGGUCCGCCCAGCUCUUGAGAAAACUCUGAAGGAUCUCCAGCUGGAUUAUAUUGAUCUCUUCAUUAUACACACACCUAUGGAUGUUAAGCCAGGUGAUGAUCCCAUGCCCAAGGAUGGUGACGGUAAAUUGAUCUAUCACAACACUGACCUCCGCGAUACUUGGAAGGUCAAAUGUGGAAAUGUCAAGGCUUCCUCUAUGAAGCAGGUGGCAAACACUCUAAUGUUUUUCUGA